UCUUUUAGAAUCAACUUUCCUUUACGAAUAAAGGCUCUUCCAAGGGAAACUAUGCUGACAAUAAAACUACUUGGAGUAAACAGUGCCUCUAAAAAUACAGAAGUGCUUGCUUGGACAUGCUCCCCAUUGUAUCCAAAAGAGCAGCUCGUACGUGGAAGCGUGCUGCUUAGCAUGACGUUGGACAGCACGCUUACGACAACGAUGAUCACCCCGGGCAUCUGCAAUGCUGAUACACCGUCCUCGGUAAUGCUGCAGAUUGACUUUCCAGAAACUAAUUUAGAGUUCAUUAAACCUGAACCUGAAGAAAGAAGAGGGGAUCUUGACGAGCCAACCAAAGACUGCCUGAAGCAUCUCACAAGACUCUCACGGACACCUUCUCUCUUGCUACUCUCAGAGCAACAGAGAAGAAUCUUAUGGUUUUAUCGUUACUACUGCAAUAAUCAAAAUUGCUCCCUUCCUCUGGUACUGGGCAGUGCACCCAGUUGGGAUCGAAUGACUGUAUCAGAAAUGUAUGCUUUGUUGAGGAGAUGGAGAUUUUCUAAUCCUCUGGAGGCACUUGGGCUUCUGACUUUCAGUUUUCCAGAUCAAGAUAUUCGCAGAACAGCAGUCCAACAAAUAGAAAAUCUGUCAAAUGAUGAAUUGUUGGAAUACCUCCCACAGCUGGUUCAGCAGUGGAACCUGCAGAGCUUUACAGUAUUCAUCCUGCUGAAUCGUUCCCUUCAGAGCAUCCAAGUAGCCCAUCAGCUUUACUGGCUGUUGAAGAAUGCACAGAAUGAAGUUCAUUUCAAAAUCUGGUAUCAGAAAAUACUGGCUGCUCUCCAAUUCUGUGCUGGAAAAACCCUGAACAAUGAGUUUUCUAAGGAGGGGAAACUUAUUCGAAUUCUGGAAGACACUGCCAAAAAAGUAAAAGCUGCCAGUGACCCAAAAAGAAAGGAGGUGUUGAAGGUGGAACUCAACAGGCUUCAGCAGUUCUUCCAGGAGGUAAAGGUUUGCCGACUUCCCCUGAAUCCUGCGCUUGUUGUCCAAGGCGUAGAGGCAGACUCAUGUUCAUAUUUUACAUCCAAUGCUUUUCCGUUAAAAAUCUGUUUCAUCAAUGCAAAUGCUCCAAGUGGAAACAUCAACGUUAUUUUUAAGAUAGGUGAUGAUCUACGUCAAGAUAUGCUGGUUCUGCAAAUCGUUCGGGUGAUGGACAGCAUUUGGCUCCAAGAGGGACUGGAUAUGCAAAUGAUCAUUUAUAGGUGUUUAUCUACAGGAAAAUGCCAAGGAUUGGUACAGAUGGUGCCAGAUGCUACCACGCUAGGGAAGAUCCACAGAAAGUCUGGUCUGAUAGGACCAUUGAAGGAAAACACAAUUAAAAAAUGGUUCCGUCAUCACUAUCCUGUGGAAUCAAGUUACCAAAAGGCAAUAAGGAAUUUCUUUUAUUCCUGCGCUGGCUGGUGUGUUGUUACCUUCAUUCUGGGAGUCUGUGAUCGACACAAUGACAAUAUAAUGCUGACAAGUGAUGGACACAUGUUCCACAUAGAUUUUGGAAGAUUUUUAGGACAUGCACAGACAUUUGGAAGCAUAAGAAGGGACCGAGCUCCUUUCAUCUUCACAUCAGAGAUGGAGUAUUUCAUCACGGAAGGUGGAAAAAACCCACAGCGUUUUCAAGAGUUUGUGGAGCUUUGUUGUCGAGCUUAUAAUAUAGUCAGGAAACACAGCCAGUUACUCUUGAACCUGCUGGAGAUGAUGCUGCAUGCAGGAUUGCCUGAGCUACACAGCAUUCAGGAUCUGAAGUAUGUGUAUGAUACACUCCGUCCUCAAGACUCAGACCUCCAGGCUACAAGCUACUUUACAAGGAAAAUAAAGGAAAGUUUGGAGUGCUUCCCUGUUAAACUCAACAACUUGAUCCACACGCUUGUACAGAUGUCAGUGACAGGCUCUGCAAAGCCUCCAGCUCCAGAGACUGUCCCCCAAGAAUGGAUGAUGCUGGAUGCAGAGAAAUCCAUCUCAAGAGCCACCAUCCUGGGGUUCAACAAAAAGUCCGACUCCCUAUAUCUAGUCCAGGUGGUGCAAACCUGCAAUGUGGUCUCUUUUGUGGAAAAAUCAUUUGACCAGUUCUCAAAACUUCACAGCCAUCUCCAGGAGCAAUUUCCGUCACACGCCCUCCCAGAGUUUCCUCACUCGUGGAAUUCACCUUUUACAGAUCUUGAGCAUAAAAGAGUGAAGGAUUUAAAUCUCUAUCUGAAGCAGCUGUUAAGUGGAUCCAGGAAACUGGCUAAUAAUGAGCUUGUACUCAGCUUCUUCCUGAAUUGGGGCAAAAAUACCUUGGCAGAAGAUUCAUCACCUGUGAUGUUAGGUCCUCAGUCAACCGAGCAUAAGCCUGGAGUACAAUUAGUCAUAUCCUACGAGAGCUCCCGCCUGACAAUAAUGUUGAAACACAUGAGGAACGUUCACCUCCCAGAUGGCUCUGCCCCGAGUGCACACGCUGAAUUUCAUCUUCUGCCAGAUCCUUAUGAGGUCAAUCGAAGAAAAACAAGAACAGCUCCAAAAUGCUCUGACCCUACUUACAACGAAAUUGUUGUGUACGACAAAGUCACAGAGCUCAAAGGCCGUCUCCUGAAGCUUGUUGUGAAAAGCAAAGGAACAUUUGUGGGCGCUGUUAACAUUCAACUGAGCAGUGUCCAGUUAAACGAAGCAAAGUGGUAUCCACUGGGAAACAGUGUAAUUUAA
This is a messenger RNA of Eurypyga helias (sunbittern), 2712 nucleotides long. RefSeq names its product phosphatidylinositol-4-phosphate 3-kinase, catalytic subunit type 2 gamma (gene PIK3C2G). The record is from RefSeq and is a predicted model, not a curated record. The annotation marks the transcript as partial. Gene Ontology annotation, biological process: phosphatidylinositol-mediated signaling; phosphatidylinositol-3-phosphate biosynthetic process; phosphatidylinositol 3-kinase/protein kinase B signal transduction. The transcript is spliced from 22 exons. Lineage: Eukaryota; Metazoa; Chordata; Aves; Eurypygiformes; Eurypygidae. Gene Ontology annotation, cellular component: cytoplasm; plasma membrane; phosphatidylinositol 3-kinase complex. Gene Ontology annotation, molecular function: 1-phosphatidylinositol-3-kinase activity; phosphatidylinositol binding; 1-phosphatidylinositol-4-phosphate 3-kinase activity.